Molecule: messenger RNA, 1117 nt
Organism: Emys orbicularis (European pond turtle)
Lineage: Eukaryota; Metazoa; Chordata; Testudines; Emydidae
Gene: SIAH2
Product: siah E3 ubiquitin protein ligase 2
Exons: 2
Coding region: 1-963 (320 amino acids)
Biological process (GO): proteasome-mediated ubiquitin-dependent protein catabolic process; multicellular organism development
Cellular component (GO): cytoplasm
Molecular function (GO): ubiquitin protein ligase activity; ubiquitin conjugating enzyme binding; zinc ion binding
Source: RefSeq, a predicted model, not a curated record
AUGAGCCGCCCGUCCUCCGCCGGACCCAGUGCUAACAAACCCUGCGGCAAGCAGCAGCACGCCCCGUCCCCCGCUGCUGCCCCCACUGCCGCCGCCACCAUCUCGGCUGCCGGCCCCGGCUCCUCCGCGCUACCCGCCGCGGCCGCCGUGAUCUCAGGCCCGGGAGGAGGCGGCGGCGGCGGGCCGGUCUCGCCUCAGCACCACGAGCUGACCUCGCUGUUCGAGUGCCCCGUCUGCUUCGACUAUGUGCUGCCCCCGAUCCUGCAGUGCCAGGCCGGGCAUCUGGUGUGCAAUCAAUGCCGGCAGAAACUGAGCUGCUGCCCCACGUGCAGGGGAUCCCUGACCCCAAGCAUCAGGAACCUGGCCAUGGAGAAAGUGGCCUCGGCUGUCCUCUUCCCCUGUAAGUAUGCCACUACAGGCUGUUCCCUGACACUCCACCAUACAGAAAAGCCGGAGCAUGAAGACAUCUGUGAAUACCGUCCCUACUCCUGUCCAUGUCCUGGUGCCUCCUGUAAAUGGCAGGGCUCUUUGGAAGCCGUGAUGUCCCACCUCAUGCACGCCCACAAAAGCAUUACCACCCUUCAGGGAGAAGACAUAGUCUUUCUCGCCACGGACAUUAACCUGCCAGGAGCUGUCGACUGGGUCAUGAUGCAAUCUUGCUUUGGUCACCAUUUCAUGCUGGUGUUGGAGAAACAGGAGAAGUACGAGGGUCACCAGCAGUUUUUUGCUAUUGUGUUGCUCAUUGGCACUCGCAAACAAGCAGAGAACUUUGCAUACCGACUGGAGCUGAAUGGUAACCGGCGCAGGCUGACCUGGGAGGCAACACCCCGCUCUAUUCACGAUGGGGUGGCUGCUGCCAUCAUGAACAGCGACUGUCUAGUUUUCGAUACAGCUAUAGCACAUCUUUUUGCAGACAAUGGAAAUCUUGGCAUCAAUGUGACUAUUUCUACGUGUUGUCCGUGAUUAUAUCCGUGUCGUAAGUGAAACCGAGGGUUGUCUGGGCAUAGUGCUUUACAUUCUUAAGGGUUUUUUAAAAUGAUCUUCAACUAUGUCUUCAUAUAUAUCUCUUAGGAUUCCUAAUUUAGCCAACAUUUUGUAACAACUUUCUCUUUGGGUU